Molecule: messenger RNA, 9578 nt
Organism: Pseudoliparis swirei
Lineage: Eukaryota; Metazoa; Chordata; Actinopteri; Perciformes; Liparidae
Gene: hivep2a
Product: HIVEP zinc finger 2a
Exons: 19
Coding region: 1940-9064 (2374 amino acids)
Biological process (GO): regulation of transcription by RNA polymerase II
Cellular component (GO): nucleus
Molecular function (GO): DNA-binding transcription factor activity, RNA polymerase II-specific; RNA polymerase II cis-regulatory region sequence-specific DNA binding
Source: RefSeq, a predicted model, not a curated record
CACACUGACAACACCAGACACACACACACACACACACACACACACACACAGACGGGCUGCCUGUCUGACUGCAGCGCGGAGCUCCCCAGCGGCAGAGAUCCGGUCGGAGAGGAUUCCUUCCAUUUUUACGCGCAACUUUUUCUCCUCCUCUCCUCCUCCUCUCCUCCUCCUCCUCUCCUUCUCUUCUCGGUUCCGCCGCCUCGCGCGCGACGGCUCCACGGACUCCGGACUCUUUGUGGAUUAAAAAAAAAAAAAAACCGAGCCCCGUCUCUCCUCCGGUUGGUGUUUGGCCGACGGGGAAACAAACCGGAGGUGUCACUAAGCACCGCCCGGCUCGGAUCCCCCCUGUCACCGGGGGGUUCGCUUGUUGUCAUUCUCGACCAGAGACGCGCGGACCGGAGCGCGGACGCAAGGGACUUUGACAAGUUUGUGGACUAAACUGGACCAGCAGCGACACCAGGUGUGUUGCAACCACGCAGGGGGGAUGUCCUCGUCCACCGUUGCCGUGGUGAUGCAGCAGCUGAUGGACGCGUGAGGACGCGUGAGGACCCUUUCUGAGGGGAGUCCCGCUGGAACCAGACUGAGCGCGUGCAGACCGACAGCCCUUUCCCAGAAUCCACCACUGACUCACUUUUGAAAUAAACGACGAGUCAGCGUUCGACCGGAGACACAGAGAGAAGCUCCGGCGUCUCCCGGUGUUCGGCCGAAUUUAUCUGUGAGAUGACAUCAGAUGGAGGAGAGAGAGGAAGAGUGUCGUCCCUCCAUCUGGUGUCAAGAGGUCAGCGCCAGACUCCGCCCAUGUGUGUGUGUGUGAGUGUGUGUGUGUGUCUGUGUGUGAGUGUGUGUGUGUGUGUGUGUGUGUGUGUGUCACAGCAUGUGUUCCCCAUCUGGUCCCACCCAUUCCCUCAGCACUGACUUCAUGCUGACCUAUUUCUCUCUCAUCUCUUUCUUUCAUUAGUCUCUCGCUCUUUUCUCUCCUCGGUCUCGCUUCCUUCCUUCCUUCCUUCCUUCCUUAACGUUCAUCUGACCUGUGCGUUUGACACCGUGAUGUCAUCGCCCGUCUCCCUCGUGUCGCUCUGCGGCGCUAAACAAACCGUCAUGUGUCGUCUGAUCUGAUGACACGUGACAGUGGGGGGGUGGGGGGGACAUCAUCUCAUCUGGCCUCCUUCCUCCUUCCUAACCAGAGGAGUGACCUCAGUCCGUUGGCUUUCGCUUCAGGGCUCAGAUCUUCAACUAAAUCAACCCCGCCAAAAUAAAAGGUCCUCGGCAGUUCGCCACGCCACGAGCGACAGGAAGCGAACAAGCAGAAACUGUUUCCUGUGACCCUGGAGGUUUAUUUUUGAAAAGACCCUUCGUGCAUAAACUCCGUGUUUGCUGUUAAUAAGAAGGUGUGUUUCUUUCUAAACUUUAUUCUGAAAACACGUUCCGAAGACAACGCGGCGCCGACGGCGUGAAGACGCUCGUCGGCCAAUAGGAGCGCGGCGCCGUCUCUUCAGGCUCGUUCGUCUCGUCCACGUCUUUGGGACCUUUUCGGCUUCCCGACGUCUUUAAACUUCCAGGGUCGGAAGCCGGAGUUACGAGGAGCACCUGAAGGCAGCAUCGGUCCCUCGGUGUCUGCUGUCUCCCUGAGCGCCAUCACUCCUCCGCUCUGCUUCCUGCCCUAUAAAUAUUUGAGCAGCCCCCAUUAGGGAGUGAGGUCUCCGGUGAGCCGGACGACUCUUGAAGACGAUGAACGACGAUCUUCUGGCACUUUUCCCCGAAAGAAAAUCUGGCUUCGCAACCGCUCUAUUUCGGCGAUGGACGGGUACUUCCUGUUGCUGUGAACUUCUCGGCAGCCGCCAAAGGUUCAGCUAUCAUGCCCGGUAGCUUUGGGACCUUGUAAACCUUCCCCACUGCCCCCCCCCCCCCCUCUUCUAGCCCACGGAAGAGGGUCACGGAAAUGGAGGCUCGUGAAUCAGCUGCCGCUGGGCAGAGGUCCCUCAGCAAGGAAUCAGUGAAGGAGAAAGCGCCCCUGCAGAGGAAGUGGGCGUCCGAGCCCUCUGCGACCACCAGACGGAGCACUUUUGCCGACCCGGAGGCAAAACUACGCGAGAGUUUGCCCUGCGGUGCCACGGGGGGAUCAGCACCCCACCAGAAGUACGCAAGUACAGGGAAUUCUGGGAAGCUGCUAUCUGGACCUUCUGCAGUUGGGGCCAUUGGUGGCCCGCCAUCUCAAGACCUGCAAGGGCCUUUUGUUCAGGGGUUCCCGAGGGGAUACUCCUACCAGCUCGGCCAACCGUACCCUCAGCACCCCCAAACCGAGCGCUUCCUCUCAGGAGCCAAACCCCAGCCGGGCCUGGAGCCUCACGCCUGGCCAUUUGUAGGCCAGUUGCCCUCGGAUGACUUGUACCCUGUUGGACAUCCGGGGCACGCUCAUCCUCACGGGGCCGGGGCAGGGAGGUUCCCCCGGCAGAAGUCUCCCAGUUUACCCAGCUCCUUCGGACAGUAUUCUCAGUCGGGCCCUGAGCCUGGGGAGGAGGGCUACAGCAAAAAAGAGCAGAAGCCGAAGAAGCCCGGAAAAUACAUCUGUCACUACUGCGGUCGAGCUUGCGCCAAGCCGAGCGUCUUGAAGAAGCACAUCCGCUCGCACACCGGAGAGAGGCCAUACCCUUGCGUACCCUGCGGCUUCUCCUUCAAAACCAAGAGCAACCUUUACAAGCAUCGCAAGUCCCAUGCUCAUGCCAUCAAGGCUGGACUCGUACCCUUCUCAGAGCUAGCGGCGGCCCGCGGCGGGGACAUGGACCAGGCGUCCCCGGUGGGCGAGGCCGAGGUCCACUCGGAUGGAGAGCAGAGUACCGACACGGACGAGGAAGGUCUGGAGGGCUCCACCAUGCUGACGGACAAAGACAGCCCAACACCGCGGAUCCCCUUCGAAGCUGACAAGAACACAGGUGGUGUGGAACCAGCAUAUGCAGACUCAGCUGAAGAGCUCCUGGUGGGGUCCAUGAAAGUGCCUAUGCUGAUCGUCCCAAAGCUCGGGGGAGUCCCCUCCACAGGGAUGGAGUGCCCACCCUUUCAUGACAUCAAGGGCUCACACCCCAUGUUAGCAUCGCACGCCGGAAGAACGCAUUCACUGGACGACUCCCCGACCAUCAAGCAGCGUUUGGCCCUGAGGCUGAACGAGAAAAAAUGUCAGGACUCUGAACCCUUGAACCUCCUGAGUCCUCACAGCAAAGGCAGCACAGACUCUGGAUACUUUUCCCGCUCCGAGAGCGCAGACCAGCAGAUCAGCCCUCCGAAUGCUAACGUCAAGACGUACGAAGAGAUUAUGUUCGGUCGGACUUGGUACUACCGACCCAACUCCAGGUCCAGGCAGUCUAUCACGGUGGGCCUGGCCGGUGCAGACCCCAGCUUGGCUAGCUUAAAGCAACCAGGUGCUAUUCUGGACAUGGGGAAGAUAGCUGAGGAUCAUAUCUGUUUCAGAGGGGACGUCGGAGUCUCUGGAGAUCCCAAGCAGUAUCCAACAGGACCGUGUCAAAGCAGUACAGGGCUUCUGGAGCCUCCAUCAGAUUCUGGGACACUCAUUAGGAGUAACUCCAUGCCCAACUCCUCCCCACCUAACCUCAGUGUCCCUUCUGGGAUACGAGGCAGCCACUCCUUCGACGAGAUGAUGACGUCGGAUGAUGUCUUUUACCCACCGGGGCGGAGACUCAGAAGACAGGCUGCGUUUGAACAUUCAGCCAACGAAGCACACGCAGGCGAGGCCGAGGGCUACGGACACAUGCCCAAGAAUCUAGCUUCAUCUCUGGGUAUGAAGUAUGGCGAGUGCAACCCAGGAGUCCCAGAGCACAUUGCCUACAGCCCAUAUGGUACGAAAGCUAGUGUGUCAGAAACAGCCACAAGAAAAAGGCGGAAGGAGAAGAGUGUUGGGGAUGAGGAGGACAGCCCUGGACACUGUGACAGUAGCUGUAGUGGUUCAGUGGACUAUGAGUUUAAACAAGGUAGUUUCGAUGGGUCAAGAGCCACCCCGACAGGGAAAGGCUCUCUUCAGAGCGCCCACAGCCAGUCGGACAGCUUUGACACCUGUACCAGCAUGUGCUCGGAGGACAUUGCAUUGUGUCCUGACUCUGAGGGCAGGAAGGCAGCUGGGAAUGUCAUAUCAGUCAUCCAGCACACCAACUCCCUCAGCCGGCCAAAUUCCUUUGAGAAGUCAGAGUCCUUUGAGCAGCCAGGUUAUCAUCCUUCGGAUAAAGCGCUAUCCAGCCAGUACUCCGAACAGUCCGACACAGAUAUCUUUGAAGAUGCUCUGAGUCCUGAAUCUGCCCUCCUGAGGACAGAGAGCAUGGAGCAGCAGCUGCAAAGUGACCUGGCCUCCCUCUCAUCUUCGUCAGCUGCAGCGUCGCCUGGCCAGCCUUAUCCCAUCCCACACAAGCUAGUGCGACAACCCAACAUCCAAGUCCCUGAGAUCAGGGUGACGGAGGAGCCGGACAAGCCCGACAAAGAUACAGAAGCUCCGAUGACCAAGGAACCGGAGAAGCUGCCGCAACACGUGGAGGAGUUCCAGCUGCCGCAGAGGAGCGACACGCUCGCCCAGAUGCCAUCGGAAAAGCUCCCACCGAAGAAGAAGAGGCUGCGCCUGACGGAUAUCGAGCAUUCAUCCGGGGAAUCGAGCUUCGAGUCCACCUGCACCAGCUUGUCUCGCAGCCCCAGUCAGGAGAGCAACCUGUCCCACUCGUCGUCCUUCUCCAUGUCCUUUGACAGGGAGGAAGGUCUCAAAUCCGCCUCUCCCACCAAACAGGACGACUCAUUGCCGUCCGGCGGCGGCCCGAAGCAGUCGGAGUUCCUGACGGUGCCCGGCAGCAGUCACUCCGGCCACCAGCAGCAGAGAGAGAUGCGGAGGUCCUCGUCGGAGCAGGCGCCGUGCGCGCUGCCCACGGAGUUGACUGAAAUGCGCAGCAAGUCCUUCGACUAUGGAAGCUUGUCCUCCUCCAGGCAGGGCGAGAUAUACUCCAGCGCCUCUGCGAUGAAGGACCGUCGGCGGGGAUAUCUUGUCCGACAGGCUUCACUGAGUGUGUAUCCAGAGGCAGUCGUCCUGGAACCAGGAAGUGCUGAGAUGUCCAUCAAACAGGAGGUUCUGGAACACGGGGCGUGGCCCGGCUCGAACGGAUCCCCCCACAGCAGCACCGAUGUACCCAGUAGAACCAAGAGAGUUGGCGGUAGCACUGGUGGAUCUCACUACCAUAACUACCAGCAUCACCUCCAGCACAGUAUCAGUGAGGACAGCCUGCAGGAUGAGCCUCUCUUUAGCAGGUCCCAUCAGCAUCGCCUGCAGACCCAGGGCUCUUCCUCCGAGGGAGAAUAUCAAGGUCACGAGGUCAUGAAUAAGGAGGCGAUCCAGCAGUACCCGAGUGGGCCUCCCACCAGCACCUACCAGCAGCCCGGUCUGUUCUGGAGUCAGGAGGCGGGUCAGACUCCCAGACAGCCGCUGACCCUCCAGGCCCAGCAGCAACUCCAGAAGCUCCACAUCCGGCCGCCGGGCCCCCAUCCCGGGAACCCGCUCCACAAACCGCCGCCGCCUCACGACCAGCAGCCGGACAAGCCCGGCUCCCCCAUGGACCCGGCCUCGUCCUCCCCUCGCGGCGCUGCCCUGGCCCAGCAGCACUUUGCUUCCUCCAAGCACUCCCUGCCCGGUUCCAGCAGCGCCUCCAUGCUCCUGCAGCAGGUGCAGCCGGUCUUUGCCACCCAGGCUCUGGGCUCCCAGUCGUCGCUGCCUGGUAUGCUGGUUCCCGUGCGCCUCCAAACCCACAUGCCGUCAUACGGAAGUGUUCUGUACACCAGCGUCAGCCAGCUGGUGGCCUCCCACGGCGGCGGAGCGCAGGGCGGAGGCUCGGCCGGCAACGCGGCUCCUUCGGUCGCCGCUGCGAGCAAACCACCCGGAGGAGGCGGAGGAGGCAUAACCGGGGCGGGAUUCAACCUCUCGCACUUCCUCGGACACGCCGAUGCCGCGGCGCUGCGCUACCCGCUGUGGAAUGCUCCGGAUUCACUACCAGGGCAACAGCUCAACACCGGGAUCCCGCUGUCGCUCACAUCCGGCACCGUGUCCACCGCGGACGCCUCGGGGUGCGGCGCCGGAGGCAGCAAGCGCAUGCUCUCCCCCACCAGCUCGCUGGAGGUCUUCGCCGAGACCAAGCAGCAGAAGAGAGUGAAGGAGGAGAGGAUGUAUGGGCAGAUCGUUAAGGAGAUGAGCGCCGUGGAGCUGAGCGGCGCCGAGGGCGGCACGGCGCCGGAGGAGGGGCGGCGAGCGCGUCUGAAGAGCGAGGGCUCCGCGGACGCCUCCGAGAGGAUGUCCUCUCCUCCUCCGCUCGGCGACUUCCCCGGCGCCGCCAAGAUCAGCAUUCCCGUCCGGUCCUCGGCGCCGCCCCACCUCUCCGAGGUCCCCCGGGCCGAGAGCUUCACGCCUCCUCUCCAGAUCGUCACGGCUCCGGGGGGGCGGGACUCCCCGGAGGAGCUGGACGUGGACGACUCGGCCGCCGACCGCUGCUCCAGCCCCCAGUCGAUGGCGUCGUCCACCGACACGGAAGACGCCGACGCCGCGGAUCAGCAGGCGCCCAGUGAGAGCCCCGUCGGCAUGCUGGUCCAGCUCGCUCCCGAGCGGCCGGCGGGUCCCACGCCGCUCCUCCAGUUCCCGAGUCUGCGCGCCACGAGCCGGGUCAGCUGGUGUUUCCUGAGCUCCACGCGGCCCAGUAGCCGGGCCCCGCACGGCUCCGUCUACGACUCGUGGUGCGUGAGCUCCUACAACCCCAACCCGCUGGGCCUGAGCACCAAGGCGGCGCUGGCCCUGCUGAGGUCCAAACAGAGCAGCAACACGGAGUCCGUGUACUCCACCGCGGCCAUGGCGCCGCCCAGCUCCGGAAAGCUGGUGUCGUCCGUGGCCUGGAAGCUGAGGUUUGAUCAGCUGAAACCGGAGCUGAUGCCGGUGGACGCCGGAAACUUCGGGAGGAAGAUGAAGGGCGUGGCGUCGUGGGAGCGUUCCAAGGAGGAGCAGCUGGAGAAGGAGGUCUCCGUCAAACCGCCCGCCACCGAGCCGAGCCGCGUCAAGAUCUUCGAAGGCGGGUACAAGUCCAACGAGGACUACGUGUACGUCCGCGGCCGCGGCCGAGGGAAGUACAUCUGCGAGGAAUGCGGCAUCCGCUGCAAGAAGCCCAGCAUGCUGAAGAAGCACAUCCGCACGCACACCGACGUGCGGCCCUACGUCUGCAAGUUCUGCAACUUCGCCUUCAAGACAAAAGGAAACCUGACGAAGCACAUGAAGUCUAAGGCUCACAUGAAGAAGUGUCUGGAGCUGGGCGUCUCCAUGUCGUCUUCUGUGGAGGACACGGAGGCGGACGAAGGAGAUGUCGGAGAGGAAGGUCAGAGGUCGGAGAAGAUGUCCCGCGGCUCCAUGGCGGACCAUCAGUUCUCCGACGCCGACGACUCUGACGGCGGCGAGGACGACGGCGACGAGGUGGACGAAGACGACGAAGACGAGGACGACUACGACGGCGACUCCACGCCGAGGACGCACUCGCGCUCUAGCAGCCCGCCGCCCUACGGCCCGCCCGCCAUGUCCGUCACGGCCUCCUCCUCCUCCUCCUCCUCCUCCUACCCGGCUCGCCACCCGGCGCCCGACCUCCUGGGCAACGCCAACCGGCCGCCGCUGUUCGGCUGCUUCCCCACGGUGCCGAGCAUCCAGAUCACCCCGCAGGCGCCGGGCAGCGGGCUGCUGGCUCCGCCCCCUGGCGCCUCCUCCUCCUCCUUCAUGGACGACGACCUCGCCUCGCCGUCCUCCCGCCUCUCCUCGCCGGGGCCGGCCCGCUCCGGCUGCCCGUCGCCGCUCUCCCCGUCCUCCUCGCCAUCGGCCCGCCGGUACCUGUCGCCGCGCCGCGACCUCUCGCCGCGCGCCAGGCACCUGUCGCCCCGGCGGGACGUUUCUCCUCUUCGUCACCUCUCGCCGAAGAGGGGCCUCGCGGCGGCGGGUUACAGGCGGGACCUCUCCCCCAGGAGGGGCCACCCCUCGCUGCUCUCGCCGCUCUCCCGGCCGGCGUCUCCGGGGGGGCGGGACUACAAGCGCGACCUCUCGCCGCGGGGGCGCCACCGGGCGAUGGUCCGGCCGCUCUCUCCUCGCCGGGGCCUCCACCCACACCUCCAUCACCACGGCCAGCCGAGCGGCUCGCGGGGCCUCAGGACGGGGCACCAGGGCGGCGUGCCGGGUCCGGCGGAGGCGGGACUUCCCAGAACCGGCAUGGAGAUGGAGACGGAACUUUGUCUGGUGUCGCCGGCGGACUGGGACCAGCGGCGCCGGCCCAGCCCCCCCCACCAGGUCCUGUUCAGCCACCUUCCUCUUCACUCACAGCUCCAGGUGCGCUCCCCGUUCCCGAUGAGUCCCAUCGGAGGGAUCCAGGUGAUGCACUGCGUCCCCGCCACCUCCCCGCUGGGCCAGCAGGAGGCGCAGCAGAGCGCGGCCCGCCUGCUGCUGCAGAGGAACACGUCGGAGGACUCCACCGCCAGUGAGGCCGCCUCCCCUCACGUCACCUCCUUCUCCGAGAGGGGAGUUCGAAGAGGAGGAGGAGGAGGAGGAGGGGGCGAGAGGCUGAGGGAGUCGACUUCACCUUACCCCUCGUCGCAGGAGAGGGAAGGAGGAGGGGUGAGGCAGGAGCAGCAAGAGGAGAACAUCUACACCUGCACCAAGGCCAUCGCCUCCCUCUGCAUCGAGGAGGAGGAGCGGGGAGGAGGAGGAGGAGGAGGAGCCAGGACUUCUCCCUCCGCUCAGCAUCAGCAGCGCUCACCGUCCAUCUCCACGUCACCUCCUUCUCCUCCCCCGCCUCCUCCCCCCCCACACGGCCCCGGGGGUCAGCACUUUAGUGGCCUGGCAGUCAGGCCUCACCACCCAUCGAUCCCCUCCUCCUCCUCCUCCUCCUCCUCCUCCUCUCCUCACCCUCCCAGCCCCGCAUGGGACACCCUGCCGCCUCCUCCCACCUCCAAACCUCUCAGGCUGGAGAGAGACGGUGCAGCGGAAAGCACAAAGAGGAGCAGAGACGUGUCGUAGGGAGGAGGACACGAGGAGGAGGACACGAGGAGGAGGACACUAGGAGGAGGACACGAGGAGGAGGACACGAGGAGGAGGACACGAGGAGGAGGACAUGAGGAGGAGGACACGAGGAGGAGGACACGAGGAGGAGGACAUGAGGAGGACAUGAGGAGGAGGACACGAGGAGGACACGAGGAGGAGGACAUGAGGAGGAGGAGGACAUGAGGAGGAGGACACGAGGAGGAGGACAUGAGGAGGAGGAAAGGUCCUAGGGAGGACACGAGGAGGAGGACAUGAGGAGGAGGACACAAGGAGGAGGACACGAGGAGGAGGAGGAAAGGUCCUAGGGAGGACACGAGGAGGAGGACACGAGGAGGACACGAGGAGGAGGACACGAGGAGGAGGACACGAGGAGGACACGAGGAGGAGGAAGGGAUGAAGUGCAACAGAGAGAGAAGAAACACUUUUUGCACACGUGUACACACACAUUCAGUUUAUACACACACACUCUCUCUCACACACACACACUCUC